AUGCCCCGACAGCAUGAAUCACCAGAGUCGAACAACAUUCCACGGGAAGCGACAUCUGCAGAACAGCCAACGACAACAGCUCAAGAGCGUUCUUCAACAGACGGUUCCACUCCCGCCUCCCAGCUCCCUAGAAGCCAAUCCCUGCAGAUACCCUCCACACGAACAAAUGCUGUCCCCAGCCGCUCCUCGAUUUCCCCGUCCCGCGCCGUCUCCGACGCAGGUCGACGACCGUCGCAACAGCACCAUGUUCGGUUCUCGACUGAUCUAGAACGCCCUUCGCCGGAUGAGGUCCAGCGGUCCAAUUGGGAUCGACGACCAGCCUCGAGGGGACUGACUAUUGACACGAACGUCGCCGAGAAUUCAAAUGCCAACUCGGCAUGGUCUCCGCGCUCCGCAUUGUCCCCUCCGUCCCCGCAGAGCCCUGAUGCUGGAGGUCGGUCGAGAUCCCGCCACCGUGGGUAUUCCCUGCGACGGACGAUUUUCGCCAAAACCAUCGAGUCGCAGUCGGCUGUCUCUUCCCCCGACGCGAUUGAGUUGGGUACCGCUCUGCCAGUGAGCCCCCAGCAGGCGGAAGCCUCAGCAAAUGGUCUCGCUCAGACAACGACGGCGGACGAGAACAGGCAGACAACCGCACACGAGAAACAGGAGGUGCUGGUCAUGCAAAGAUCUGCCUCGGAUGCAAAUUUGGACUUAUCCACAACCUACUACUCGGAACCUUCAGAGAACCUGAAGGAUGGCAGGCACCUUUCCACCACCUUCUCAUAUGACCGAUGGUUGAAGCGGAAAGCCGCGAUCGCCACGCUGACGCUUCGGUUGGAGACCAUGUCUAAGACGGUCCGCAAAACGAUACUUCGCAUCAAGGAAAUUCCUCCAAGCAAAGACGGGCGCCACAUCGACCUCGAUCUCACCCGCACGGAGGCAUUGAUAGAUGAAAGAACUGGAAAGCCCUAUCUAGGAAACUCUAUUCGCUCAAGUCGAUACAGCUUCUGGAGUUUCUUUCCCCGCCAAUUGUUCGCUCAGUUUACGAAGCUCGCGAACUUCUACUUCUUAAUUGUCGCGAUUUUGCAGAUGAUUCCUGGUCUGAGUACCACUGGUACCUACACCACAAUCGUCCCGCUCUUGGUCUUUGUCGGCAUCUCUAUGGGUAAAGAAGGGUUUGAUGACUGGCGUCGUUACCGAUUGGACAAAGAGGAGAACAACCGGAGUGCGCUUGUCUUGCGUCCCGGUGCUGGAAUUUUCCAUCCGGCUUCUGCCAGCGACAGCAUUUCUGUGGCUAGUGACGCGCAAGACUGGACUGAGAUCAAAUGGAAGGAUAUCAAGGUCGGCGAUGUGGUAAAAUUGGCGCGUGACCAGCCUGUGCCGGCGGAUAUGGUUCUGCUCCAUGCGGACGGACCAAAUGGCGUGGCUUAUAUCGAAACCAUGGCUCUCGACGGCGAGACGAACCUGAAGAACAAGCAGCCUUUGCAGCCGGUAGCAAAGGUGUGUGGCUCCGUUGAAGGCAUCUGCAGCAGCGCUCUACAUUUUGCGGUUGAAGACCCCAACCUCGACCUCUAUAAGUUUGAUGGCAAUGUCACGGUCGCUGCGGACGAUAAAUUGCCCCUGACCAACACCGAAGUCCUCUACCGCGGUAGCAUUAUGCGCAACACCGAAAGAGCGAUUGGAAUGGUCAUCUACACAGGAGAGGAAUGCAAGAUUCGUAUGAACGCGAACAAGAACCCUCGAAUCAAGUCGCCCUCGCUCCAGGCCAAAGUCAACCGGGUCGUCAUGUUGAUCGUGACGCUUGUUGUAAUUCUAGCUGUAGCCUGCACGAUCGCUUACAAGUAUUGGUCCGAAGACGUCGAAUCAAGAUCAUGGUACCUCUACAAGGCAAGUGUGGACAUCGGACCGAUCUUCACAUCUUUCCUCAUCAUGUUCAACACGAUGAUUCCUAUCUCAUUAUAUGUGAGUAUGGAGAUUGUCAAGGUCGCCCAGAUGCUUCUGUUGAAUUCCGAUAUCGACAUGUACGACCCAGAGACCGACACCCCCAUUGAAGCACGCACAUCAACCAUUAACGAAGAGCUCGGCCAAGUCAGUUACAUUUUCUCUGACAAGACCGGUACGUUGACGAACAAUUCGAUGCGCUUCCGCAAAAUGAGUGUGGCCGGCACUGCGUGGUACCAUGACCUUGACCUUCUUGAAGAAGCUGCCAAGGACGGCGAUCAUACUAAGCUGAUCCACAAAAAGCGAAGUACGAAGGGUAAAAAGGCGCUCAGUCGCAAGUCUAAUGUUUCGGAGGCGAGAAGACAUCCACCGAGGUCCUCCAUGUCGACGGCUACCGGUUUGCAGGGACCUAACGUCUCGAUGCGUAACAACCGCACGACAGACAUGCUCCGGUAUAUCCAGCGCAAGCCUUACACCGUCUUUGCGCGGAAAGCUAAGAUGUUCAUACUGGCCAUGGCGGUAUGCCAUACUUGUAUCCCCGAGGAUGACGAAGAUGGCAACAUCUCGUUCCAAGCGGCAUCCCCUGACGAGCUAGCUCUAGUCAUGGCUGCACAGGAGCUUGGCUAUCUAGUCCGUGACCGGCAGCCGAACACUCUGACAAUUCGGACAUAUCCCAAAGGGCUCGAUGAGCCCGCUUGUGACGAAAUUUACGAGAUUAUGGAUAUCAUCGAAUUCUCAAGCGCCCGCAAACGCAUGUCGGUUGUGGUUCGGAUGCCUGAUCAGCGCAUUUGUCUAUUUUGCAAGGGUGCCGACAGCCAUGUCAUGCGCUUGCUCAAGCGUGCCGCCCUCGCACAAGAGAAAGCAGUCGAGAUCGAGAGGCGCGCCAGCAAACGUAAGGCAGCCGAGGCUGACCAGGUCAUUCGGCGCAACAGCGAAUACCAUAGUCGCAAGGAUAGCGGCCUUCGGACUAGCUUCAGCCGGCCUAGCAUGUCGCGACGACGGUCAAGCAUUACAGGCGAACCUGUUUCGGCCCUGAGGGAGAGCAUUGACGUUUGGCUCCGAGAUAGGGAAACUGAUGGCGGUCUUUUGACGCGUGGCAACGACCCUGAGUACUAUAGCCCUCGACCGUCUGCCCAGCUGGGACGGGCAUCUAGCACACUGUCGGAUUCAGGAAGUUCUGUCCAUGAAAAUGAGGAGGAUGACUUGGUUGAGGAAGCUCUUGUUGUCAACGAGACGGCUGUGUUCGAAAGAUGUUUUCAGCAUCUUAACGACUUUGCUACGGAAGGACUGCGGACACUUCUGUAUGGGCAUCGGUUUCUCGAUGAGACUACCUACACAAGCUGGAAAAAGGCUUAUCUUGAAGCCUGCACCAGUCUCGUUGACCGACAGGAGAAGAUUGAGGCGGUGGGCGAGCAGAUAGAAAAUCAACUCGAGCUUACGGGUGCCACGGCCAUCGAAGACAAGCUUCAGAAGGGUGUUCCCGGGGCUAUCGACAAACUGCGCCGGGCGAACAUCAAGCUGUGGAUGCUUACUGGUGAUAAACGUGAGACGGCGAUCAAUGUCGGACAUUCGUGUCGCUUGGUGAAAGACUAUUCCUCUUUGGUAAUUCUCGAUCAAGAGACUGGAGAAGUCGAGCGAACAAUUGUCAAGUUCACUGCCGACAUCACCAAAGGCACAGUGGCGCACUCGGUGGUGGUCGUCGACGGGCAAACCCUCUCGAUGAUCGAAGCUGACAAGACUCUGGAAGCGCAGUUCUUCCGUUUGGCCGUCCUCGUGGAUUCAGUGAUUUGCUGCCGUGCCAGCCCCAAGCAGAAGGCAUUCUUAGUCAAUUCGAUUCGCAAGCAAGUGAAAGAUAGCGUGACACUGGCCAUCGGCGAUGGUGCCAACGAUAUCGCCAUGAUCCAGGAAGCCCAUGUCGGUAUCGGCAUCACUGGGAAGGAGGGGCUCCAGGCUGCUCGUAUCUCCGACUAUUCGAUUGCGCAGUUCCGUUUCCUGCUCAAGCUUCUCCUUGUCCACGGCCGAUGGAACUACAUUCGCGUGUGCAAGUACACCCUCGGCACGUUCUGGAAGGAGAUGCUUUUCUACCUCACGCAAGCUCUCUAUCAACACUGGAAUGGUUAUACAGGCACUAGUCUUUACGAGUCCUGGAGUUUGAGCAUGUUCAACACUCUCUUUACAUCACUUGCAGUCAUUUUCCUGGGUAUCUUCACGAAAGAUCUCUCCGCUUCAACCCUCCUCGCUGUGCCAGAACUCUACACCAAAGGCCAACGCCACGGAGGGUUCAACAUCCGGUUAUACCUCGGCUGGACCUUCAUGGCCACCUGCGAAGCCAUGCUUAUUUACUUUCUUAUGUUCAGUCUCUUCGAGAAUGUCAUGUUCACCUUCACCGGGAGUGACAUCUUCUCCGCCGGUCUCCUCACUUUCACCGCCUGUGUUAUUGUUAUCAACACGAAACUUCAAGCACUCGAAGUGCACAACAAGACAUACAUGGCAUUAGCGGUCUGGAUCAUUUCCGUCGGUGGCUGGUUCUUGUGGAACUUGAUCCUCGAUCUCCGCUACAAUCCCUCCUCUGGUGACGGCAUUUACCAUGUCCUUGGCAAUUUCGUUCACGUCUCAGGCCACGACCUAGCGUUCUGGGCUGUGUUGCUCGUGACCGUCAUCAGCGUGGUCAUCUUCGAGAUGACCGUCUCCGCCCUGCGGGCCCUCUUCUUCCCCACCGACGUCGACGUUUUCCAGGAAUACGAGCAGGACCUGGACAUCCGGAUGCGGUUUGAAGAGGCCGCCGCCCCCGAGCUUCAACAGGGCUGGGACCACGGGAAGAAGAAGUCGAGCUUCGAGCUUGCGCGGGAGGAGGCGGAAAUGGAAGCCAAGGAGCAGCACGUCCGGGAGUUGCUGGCGCGGCCCAGAGUCAUGGUCUCGCCCGCCGCCCUCAAGAAAACAGACGACGGUCCAGUGGCGACCGAGCUAGAGCUGAAAGAAGAGCAUCACCAACAUCCCCACAGAAGUAGAGCGAGCAGCCGUGAGCCAGAAGACGAAGAAGCGAUCGAAUAUCCCGAGGGAACCAAGACCCCGCGCCGCUCCGUCGAGAUCCACGAGCUCUUCUCUAAGGGAUACGGCGCCAUCCGGAAAGGCCACUUGAAGUGA
Aspergillus homomorphus CBS 101889 is the source of this 5064-nucleotide messenger RNA. RefSeq names its product aminophospholipid-translocating P4-type ATPase DNF3. Gene Ontology annotation, cellular component: plasma membrane. Gene Ontology annotation, biological process: post-Golgi vesicle-mediated transport; intracellular protein transport; endocytic recycling. Bases 1 to 5064 code for a protein of 1687 amino acids. NCBI's taxonomy places the organism in Eukaryota, Fungi, Ascomycota, Eurotiomycetes, Eurotiales, Aspergillaceae. The record is from RefSeq and is a predicted model, not a curated record. Gene Ontology annotation, molecular function: ATPase-coupled intramembrane lipid carrier activity; ATP binding; ATP hydrolysis activity. The transcript has a single exon.